Pediculus humanus corporis (human body louse) is the source of this 769-nucleotide messenger RNA. RefSeq names its product Dihydropteridine reductase, putative. Gene Ontology annotation, molecular function: NADPH binding; NADH binding; 6,7-dihydropteridine reductase activity. Gene Ontology annotation, cellular component: cytoplasm. Lineage: Eukaryota; Metazoa; Arthropoda; Insecta; Psocodea; Pediculidae. Gene Ontology annotation, biological process: L-phenylalanine catabolic process; tetrahydrobiopterin biosynthetic process. The record is from RefSeq and is a predicted model, not a curated record. The transcript has 4 exons. The coding region runs from base 42 to 746 and encodes 234 amino acids.
CUCAGAUCAACAAGUGUAAGAACAGACUCCGGUUAUUAAAAAUGGGUAAAGUUGUUAUUUACGGUGGAAAAGGUGCUUUGGGAGCUUCUUGCGUUUCCUAUUUCAAAUCUAAAAAUUGGUGGGUGGGUUGCGUUGAUAUGUCAGCAAAUGGUGAAGCCGAUGCAAAUGUUUUGGUAAAACCUGAUGCAACAUGGAGUGAACAAGAAAGUUUUGUUUUAUCCAACCUACAGCAAGUUUUGAACAAUGAUCGAUUGGAUGCUGUCAUAUGUGUUGCCGGAGGUUGGGCUGGUGGUAAUGCAGCAUCAAAAGAUUUUUUAAAAAAUUCCGAACUCAUGUGGAAACAAAGCGUAUGGAGUUCGACCAUUGCUGCAAGUAUCGCAGUAAAACAUUUAAAAGAAGGUGGACUUAUCACUUUGCCCGGUGCCAGACCAGCACUCGAAGGUGGUACUCCUGGUAUGAUCGGUUACGGUAUGGCCAAAGCCGCAGUACAUCACUUAACGAAAUCGUUGGGAUCCCCCGACAGCGGUCUUCCACAGGGUUCCGUAGCAUUAGCACUUUUACCCAUAACUCUCGAUACUCCGAUGAACCGGAAAUGGAUGCCGAAUGCUGACACGUCCAAAUGGACUUCGUUAGAUUUCAUAUCCGAGCUUUUGUUUAAAUGGACGCAAGGAUUGGAUCGUCCGAAAAACGGAAGUCUCGUUAGUUUGGUCACAAACAACAACGUCACCGAACUUGUUUACGCUUAGAGUAAACCGGAAGUAAAAUUUUU